Messenger RNA from Gastrolobium bilobum, 766 nucleotides. Its product is annotated as iron-sulfur assembly protein IscA, chloroplastic. The transcript is spliced from 3 exons. Gene Ontology annotation, molecular function: protein-macromolecule adaptor activity; iron-sulfur cluster binding. Gene Ontology annotation, biological process: iron-sulfur cluster assembly. The record is from RefSeq and is a predicted model, not a curated record. Bases 76 to 603 code for a protein of 175 amino acids. NCBI's taxonomy places the organism in Eukaryota, Viridiplantae, Streptophyta, Magnoliopsida, Fabales, Fabaceae. Gene Ontology annotation, cellular component: chloroplast stroma.
GAAAUGCGAGACACAAUGACUGAAAUUUGAAGGUUAAGGAAGGAAUUCAAUUAUUACUGCUUGGCGUUCUCUCCAAUGGCUUUCUCCGCAAUUUCUAUGCACUGUUCCCAGUUUAUUCGCUUUCCCAUCUCCGUUCCUCAAACUCAAACUCAAACUCAAACUUCACUCUCUUUUCAAUUUUCACCAUCAAAUCUCAAUCGCCCGAAAAAGCCACUCUCAAUUCGAUCAGUUUCAGUUCCCGCUGCACCAACAUCUGGGGCACUGGCACCUGCAAUUUUGCUUACGGAUAAUGCACUGAAGCACUUGAAUAAGAUGAGGUCUGAACGAAAUGAAGAUUUGUGUUUAAGAAUGGGUGUCAAACAGGGUGGUUGCUCUGGUAUGUCAUACACAAUGGAUUUUGAGGACAGGGCAAAAGCAAGGCCUGAUGACUCCGUCAUUGAAUACAAAGGCUUUGUAAUUGUUUGUGAUCCUAAGAGUCUACUCUUUCUAUUCGGCAUGCAAUUAGAUUACAGCGAUGCUCUGAUUGGGGGAGGCUUCUCUUUCAAGAAUCCUAAUGCGUCACAAACCUGUGGAUGUGGUAAAUCCUUUGCUGCAGAAAUGUAAAAUCAUGUUUGUAUAGACAGUAGUUAUAAUAAGGUGAUUUUACUCUAGCAAUACUUUGGAUUAAUAUAGACUUUUAUAACUAACAAAAUUACAUUUACAUGAAAUGUCAUGAACAAAUUACUGAAUUUGUUAUAUAUUCCUAUUUCUGUAUACGUUUGUUGCC